Hirsutella rhossiliensis is the source of this 948-nucleotide messenger RNA. RefSeq names its product CDP-alcohol phosphatidyltransferase domain-containing protein. The record is from RefSeq and is a predicted model, not a curated record. The transcript is spliced from 3 exons. Lineage: Eukaryota; Fungi; Ascomycota; Sordariomycetes; Hypocreales; Ophiocordycipitaceae. Gene Ontology annotation, molecular function: CDP-diacylglycerol-inositol 3-phosphatidyltransferase activity. Bases 1 to 948 code for a protein of 315 amino acids. Gene Ontology annotation, biological process: phosphatidylinositol biosynthetic process. Gene Ontology annotation, cellular component: membrane; Golgi apparatus.
AUGCCUUCCCGCCAGAGCCGCAAAAAGUCCCCCAAAGCCCGCGACGCGCACGCCUCGUCCGAAGAGGAUAGCUACGAUGCCUCCGUCAACGGCAAUGGCUCGGCCAUGGCUGCCUCGGGCGACCGCGCCUCUGUCUCUGGCGAGAACAUCUUCCUCUUCUGGCCCAACAUCGUCGGUUAUUUCCGAAUCAUCCUCGCCAUUGCCUCCCUCUACUACAUGCCGUUGCAUCCCCGAACCUGUUCCGUUCUCUACAGCAUUUCCGGCCUGCUCGACGCCCUUGAUGGCUACGCUGCCCGCAUCUUCGAGCAGUCGACCCGCUUCGGCGCCGUCCUCGACAUGGUGACGGACCGCUGCACCACGUCGUGCUUGCUCGUCUUCUUGUCCUCUGCUUUUCCCCGAUGGGCCAUCCUCUUCCAGUGUCUCAUAUCGCUCGACUUUGCCAGCCACUACAUGCACAUGUACGCCACCCUCGUCGUCGGAGGCGCCGAUUCGAGCCACAAGAACAUCGACAAGAGCCAAAGCCGCUUGUUGAAUCUAUACUACUCCAACAAGAUUGUCUUGUUCAUAUUCUGCACCCUCAACGAGCUCUUCUUCAUUGCCCUCUACCUCCUGUCCUUCUCGUCGCCUCUCCUGUCGCCCAACUUGAUCAAGAGCGUCGAGGAGUCGAGCGGCGGCAUCGUCCAGCCCGGUGCGCCCGUCAACGCUUCCCUCUUGAGGCAGAUGUUCCCGGACCCCUUCAGCGCCGCGGCCCUAGAGAUGGCCCGUGCCAAUAAGAUGGACUCCAACGGCCCUUGGAUCUUGGCCGGAAUCAGCUUCCCCGUCAUGGCCAUGAAGCAGUUCAUCAACGUUGUCCAGCUCGUCAAAGCGAGCAAGUCGCUGGCCGAGGCCGACAUCAAGGAUCGCAGGGCCAAGGGUCUCCCCAGAGAGGUCAAGGUCAAGACCGGCUGA